UGUAAUUGUACAUUCACACAUUGGAGACAAAUUUAAAAUAAUUUUGGGUACAAGUAAAUUAUCAUUUUAAAUAAUAAUUAUUGUUUUCCUCUUGUUAUUAUAAAUUUAAAUUAAAGUAAAAAUGUCAAUGUUGGCAGAUAGAAGAAAAAAAACAAAUUAUUGUCUUCAACCAAAAGGAAAACCUCUUCAUAAUGAUUCUAAUAAUUUUGGUGUGAAAAUGCUUGAAAAAAUGGGAUGGGUACCUGGAAAGGGCUUAGGGAGAAAUGAAAGUGGAAAUCAAGAAUUUAUAAGAAUUAAAUAUAAACAUGAUAUAAAAGGUUUAGGUUAUAGUGAAAAGGAUGAUCAAUGGACUGAGCAUGAAAAAAACUAUAAUAGCCUUUUAAAUAGCCUCAGCAACUAUGGAUCAGAUAAUUCCAAUGCUUCAGAUGUCAAAAAAACUCAUUCAAAUAAUUUUAAUUCUGAAGACAAUUCUAAUUAUGUAAAAACAAGCGGUGAAUCUUUAGAAGAAAAAUCAAGAGCAUCUAGGGCUCGUUUACAUUACAAAAAAUUUACGAAAGGAAAAGAUAUUUCGCAAUAUAGCAAAAAAGAUCUUGCAAAUAUCUUUGGAAAAAAAUCUUUCGAAAUUUCGGAGACAAAGGUAAAUGCUCAAAGCGAAGCAAAAACUGGACAUACUGAGAAAAUAGAUAAUAGUUUGAUUUUUAAUGCGAGCUCGUCUGUUCAAGAUUAUUUUAAAGAAAAAAUGAAAAAGAGAAAAUUAAAUAAUGAAGAUGAAGAAAGUUCUCAGAACCUAAACAAAUAUGAAGAAACAAAAAGUGACAAAUGUUACAAAAAUAAAAUUACGGAAAAUAUAUUGGAAAUGAAAGCUGAAAACGUAGUUAAAAAAAAGAAGAAAAGCAGGAAGGUGUCUGAAGAUAUUUCAGAAAGCAUCAAUUUUGACGGUAUAAUUCAAGAAAAUAAUACGUCAAAAUCGGUCGGGGAUACUAAAGUUAAGAAGCGCACAGUAAAAAAUAGUGAUAUUGGAGAUCAGGUAUGUACAGAGACUUUAAAAGAGGAAUGUUUUCAAAUAAAGCUAUGUAGCGAGAAAAAUAUUGAUAAAAAGUUUCAAGACGAGGCUGAAAGUAUGGUUGAAAAAAAUUGUUUAAAGAAGAAAAUAUCCAAACAAAAAACAAAGGUCAGCGAUAAAAUUGACAUAAAUUCUCCAAACCACCAAAAAUUUAUAAUAGAAUCUAGAAAAACUACAAAUGAUGAUGCUUCUGCAGAAAUUAAAGUAGAAAGAAGUAAACCUGAUGUGAAAAAUACGCAGGAAGAAAGUAAGUCGAAUGAGGAAAUCAUGGAAUAUGAUAUUCAAUUUAGCGAUUCUAAUGUUUAUAACUUUGAUGAAACUAAUGAUCAAAAUUUUCUGGAAAUAACUAAAUACUGUGCCGAAAAAUUCCGUCAUACAAAUUUGAAUGGAUUUAAAGGCUCAAACUUGAAAGACCUGUGUGGUUACGGAUUACCAAAGAAUUUUGAAGUGAAAAUCAAAACUACUAGCAGCUGUAAUGAGCAAAUAAACAAUUUCUAUAGAAGUGGUAUUAUAGACAUAUCAUUAAGUGAUAAAUAUGGAAUCAGUGAUAAAAAGAAACUUGAAAAAUAUAGAAAAAAGGUUAGGAAAGCAAGACUAUUGAAAAAGAAAAUACCCAAUUUUAAUGUGAAGCAUUUAAAAAAAAAAUCACUUUUUAAGCAAGUGAAAAUAUAAUUCAGUGUAUACGUUUUUAACUCCUAUUCAACUCUUCGUACAUAGGUAUUUUAUUGAAAAUAAACUAUUUCGUUAAAAAUUAUUCUUUUCUUAAAAAAAUAAAUUAAGUAUAUGUAAUUUAAUUUUAAGUAUACAAUUGAUUUA
Messenger RNA from Condylostylus longicornis, 1879 nucleotides. Its product is annotated as PIN2/TERF1-interacting telomerase inhibitor 1. Gene Ontology annotation, molecular function: telomerase inhibitor activity; nucleic acid binding. NCBI's taxonomy places the organism in Eukaryota, Metazoa, Arthropoda, Insecta, Diptera, Dolichopodidae. The record is from RefSeq and is a predicted model, not a curated record. The coding region runs from base 122 to 1735 and encodes 537 amino acids. Gene Ontology annotation, cellular component: nucleolus. The transcript is spliced from 2 exons. Gene Ontology annotation, biological process: regulation of ribosome biogenesis.